AGGCCAUAAAAUACAAGCCAAAAGGAAGCGAGAGAAAGGGAAGUGGGAAGAGAAAGAGAUAUAAACAAGGCUGUGUGUCGAUUGCGAUUUUGAGGGUCGUAGCCCAAACUCUUCCGGAUACCUUGACAACCUACAAAGGACUGCAAACUUGAGUGUGACUCUGUGGAAAUAAGAUGCAUGUGAUGGAGCAGGGGAGUGUUCAAGAGCAUGGAAGAAGUAGAAAACUCUCCAAGAUCUGGGUGAUAAAUGAACGUGUUCGGGUGGGACUCGCAGAAGCCCUCAGCACCUAUGUCAUGAUGGUGUUUGGCUUGGGCUCUGUGGCACAGGUCGUGACUGGACGGGGUGCGUUCGGAGAGUACCUUAGUGUCAACCUGGGCUUCGGCCUGGGCGUGGCUAUGGGAGUGCAUAUUGGCGGGAGGGUCUCAGGGGCCCAUAUGAACGCAGCAGUAUCAUUCUCCAUGUGUCUCUUUGGUCGUUUGGGUUGGAGGAUGCUUCCCGUCUAUAUCCUCUGUCAGCUGAUAGGCUCCUUCUUGGCUGCUGGGACCAUAUACUCCCUUUACUAUGACGCCAUAUACCACUACUGUGGAGGGAAUCUGACUGUGUCUGGCCCUAAGGCUACAGCUGGGAUCUUUGCUACCUACCCAGCACCCUACCUCUCGCUUCAUGCUGGAUUCUUAGACCAGGUGAUCGGCACGGCCAUGUUGUUGCUGUGCCUGAUGGCCCUGUCUGACCAAAGAAACCAGCCUGCUCCAUCGGGGGGUGAGCCCAUCACUGUGGGCCUGUUGGUACUGCUCAUAGGAGUCUCUCUGGGGAGCAACAGUGGAUACGCUAUCAACCCUAGCCGCGACCUGGGACCUCGAAUCUUCACCGCUAUAGCAGGCUGGGGGCCAGAGGUGUUCCGGGCAGGUAACGGCUGGUGGUGGGUACCUGUACUUGCCCCCAUGGUGGGAGGAGUCACAGGGGCUUCCAUCUACAAGGUCUUUGUGGAAUUGCACCACCCCUCCCCCUGUGAACACAGGAGGGAGAUAGAGGAUGAGGCUGCGCCUCUGGAUAUGCAGAAAAACCUCAGCCCAGAGGUGUGUGUGUGAGGCACCCCAGCUAUGUGUGCGCACACUUGCUACACCCAAAGUAACUGGAGGAGGAUCCAAUGGAACAGAAACAUCGGCAAACAAUUGGGGAUGUUGUUCUGAGAGGACACUGACUGGACUGGUUACAUUCUCGACGGUCCAAGUCCAAGUGACAGAAUGAAUUGUGAAAGUGAAACAACUGUGAAACAGAGCAUGAAUUCAGUUUGGCUCCCAGGCUAAGGAUGAAUGAGACCACCUCUAACAGAAGUCAAAGCUGCAUAUAGAAGUUGCCUGUAGGUACAAGUCUAGGAUCAGCUUACCCCUCAACUAAUAGAACUAUGGAGCCUUGAAACUGA
Molecule: messenger RNA, 1423 nt
Organism: Oncorhynchus tshawytscha (Chinook salmon)
Lineage: Eukaryota; Metazoa; Chordata; Actinopteri; Salmoniformes; Salmonidae
Gene: aqp7
Product: aquaporin 7
Exons: 6
Coding region: 174-1088 (304 amino acids)
Biological process (GO): glycerol transmembrane transport; water transport
Cellular component (GO): plasma membrane; basolateral plasma membrane
Molecular function (GO): glycerol channel activity; urea transmembrane transporter activity; water channel activity
Source: RefSeq, a predicted model, not a curated record